ACAAGACAAGACCAGACAAGAACAAAACGAUCCCCCGGUCGCUAACAUCCCUGGACUGGAUACGGUAUAGAUGACGAUGUCGGGCAUGAAUGAUAACAACAACAACAAUGACAAUGACAAUAACAACAUUGUACUCUUCCAUUACCGAGCUUCACCUUAUGGACGUCGAGUCACAGCAUAUCUCGCAUUAAGGAAUAUUCCAUAUGCAGAAUGCAUCCAACCACCGAUGUUGCCGCGACCGGAUAUGGAGGCAUUGGGCAUCAAAUACAGGCGAUCACCUGUAAUGGCCAUUGGUAGAGACGUGUACGUGGACACACGGAUCAUCAUCACGAAGCUCGAGGAACUCUUUCCCGCUUCGUCAGCACAUCCUGGUCUCUCGACGCCCGACACGAUCGGGCUGGCGAAUCUCUUGUCCAAGUUUGUGGUCGAUGGCGGGGUGUUCAAGAGGGUGGUGUCCCAAAUUCCACAGGACUUGCCCAUGUUGAAGGACCCCAAAUGGCAAAAGGACCGAUCGGAGUUCCGUGAUGCUGAUCAGAAACGGAAUCCGCACUUGGUCCGGCCCGAGGGGACAGUGCAUCUACGCCAGUGCUUUGAUAUUGUAGAGGCGCUGCUGGCAGAUGGGAGGAUGUGGAUAGGUGCUACGCCGGCUAUCUCUCUGGCGGAUCUUGAGGGCGCGUGGGUGCUGGACUGGUUCUUGGGCGACUUGAUGCCUGAUCAGGCCUUCUUUUCCCCGCGUCACUAUCCCAAGGUCCACGCAUGGAGGAGUCGUUAUAGCGAAGCUGUCGAGGCGGCCAAGAAGCGUGCCCAGAAGCCGGUCAGACUGCAAGGGAGUCAAGCGGUCGAGGCAGUCACGUCUUCAGGCUUCCAAGAUCGUGAUCUGGAAGUCGAUGCCGCCGACCCUCUGAAGCUACUGAAAGGAGACUAUGUGAAGGUCUUUCCUACCGACGGAGGCGGCUCUCAUCAGGAUAGCGGAAGAUUGAUCAAACUAACCAAGGAUGAGGUUGCUGUUGCCGUACAGGCCCGAUCGGGCGCUGAUGUUCACAUACAUGCUCCCAGAUGGGCAUUCAGAGUCAUCCAGGCCAAUCGCGAUGGGGCCAGACUCUGAGCAGGCCCGGCGUAUAAUCAGACUUACCUUACCUUACAUACAUGUACCCAGACAAGAUGUGACUGCUCGUUUUGUCGUUCUCCGCUUGCUGCCUGCAAACAAAAUAGUUCCAGCGAAGUGAUGCCUUACGCAGCUCCAGGAUUCCUGGGAGAGGCGUGCAUAUGCACAUUUACUUCCGACGGUACACAGUCAGACACGACAUUUACGUGUACAUGAUACACUGCAUCUCACGUUGGCGACCACCACGGACAAGGCGGGAUUCAACUAUGGUUCGCGGGUGCGCGCGUUUUCUUAUCAGGUGGUUAUAGUUCCGCUGGGCCAUGUCUUCAGUUCGCGCCGGUGGUGCUGGCAGUGGGAGGUGCAUAGACGAGCACGUCGUCGUGUAUAGUGCUCUGCUGCAGCGGAGGGGUGGUGGUGUAGCACUACAUGUACCUGUCAUGAUGAUGAGGUGGAGGUGGGGGUAGAGGAGGUGGAUGGUGAUGAUGGUGAUGACGGUGAUGGUGAUGAUGAUGGUGAUGAUGAU
Messenger RNA from Sphaerulina musiva SO2202, 1628 nucleotides. RefSeq lists its product as uncharacterized. The transcript is spliced from 6 exons. The coding region runs from base 71 to 1105 and encodes 344 amino acids. The record is from RefSeq and is a predicted model, not a curated record. Lineage: Eukaryota; Fungi; Ascomycota; Dothideomycetes; Mycosphaerellales; Mycosphaerellaceae.